Molecule: messenger RNA, 822 nt
Organism: Vavraia culicis subsp. floridensis
Lineage: Eukaryota; Fungi; Microsporidia; Pleistophoridae
Product: TatD family hydrolase
Exons: 1
Coding region: 1-822 (273 amino acids)
Cellular component (GO): cytosol
Molecular function (GO): 3'-5'-DNA exonuclease activity
Source: RefSeq, a predicted model, not a curated record
AUGCUCAUCGAUAUCGCCUUCAACAUCACACAUUACAAGGAGAACGAGUACGAUAGCAUAAUACAGCACUGCAUGCACAACAAUACCAUGCCUAUUUUCGUAGGUACAAACGUGGAUACCUCAAGAGAAUGUUUACGGCUUGCAAAAAAAUACCAUACUAUGUGCUAUUCGGGUAUACACCCAACUGAAAGCGGGCGUUACGGUGAUGUAUCUGAACUGAUUAUUGAUGACAGUUCAAUUCUGGCACUGGGGGAGUGUGGAUUGGAUUAUGAUCGGCUGAUGUAUGCGUCUAAACAUGAACAGCAGGCAGUUUUUAGGAAAAUGUUGGCAGCAACACACACCAACUAUUUCUUUCAUUCAAGAAAUGCUCAUAACGAUUUUCUUGAAAUCGUAAAGGAACGUAAAAGUGCGAUAAACGGUGUUGUGCACUCCUUUACGGGCACAAAGGAUGAAAUAGUACAACUUUUAGACCAUAACCUGUACAUUGGUAUAAACGGUUGUUCUUUGAAGACCAAAACAGAUAUUUUUGAUGUUUUGCCGCUAAACAGAUUGCUAUUGGAGACCGAUGCUCCGUUUUGCUGUGUGCGAAAGAGCUACUACUAUUGGAACGAGAAGGUACCUAAGGUUAAGAAGUACAGGGCAGGUGAUGUAAAAAUUAUUUAUGAAUUGGUGAGUGAUAUUUAUGGGAUAGGAUGUGAUGAGAUGGAAAGAAUAGUUGAGGACAAUUUUGUACGUGUUUACGGAGACAGAGCACGGAAAGGAAUGCAGGAAUGGAGUGCCUACAUGAAACAUACCAGCAAUGGCCAUGGUGAUGAGCUUUAG